AUGGGUGGUUGUUGCUUCUCUACACCGCUCGAGAAUGAACAACCAAACGACGGAUUCUGUGACUGGCCUUUCACAGAGUUCUUACUCUCCGAUCUUAACACAGCGACCAAGAACUUCAGUUCCGAGGAGAUCAUAUCAGAGAAGGCACAAGACUCUUCCAAUGUUGUCUACAAGGGUCUUUUGUCAGAGAAUCUUGGCUUCGUUGCUGUCAAGAGAUUCAAGAAUUCAGAUUGGCCUGAUCAUGAAGAGUUUGCGGAAGACGCAAAAUCACUUGGGGAGAUAAAGCACAAGAGACUCGUGAAUCUGUUUGGAUAUUGCUGCGAUGAAGAUGAAAGGCUUCUUGUUUCAGAUUUCAUGCCUAAUGAUACUCUUGCUCAUCGUUUGUUCCAUCAGAAAAGUCAAGCCAUGGAGUGGUCAAUGAGGUUGCGAGUGGCGUUUCAUAUAGCAGAAACAUUGGAGUAUUGCAAUAGUGAAGGUUUUGUAUCAUACAGUAACUUAAGUGCUCACUCGGUUCUGUUUGAUAAGGAUGGUGAUGCUUGUCUUUCAAGUUUCGGCUUGAUAAAAGCGAUAAGAUAUGAUCGAAGUCAGCGAGCAAGAGUGAACACUAAAAGUGUGACAUAUAGAUUUGGUACUAUCCUUGUGAAUCUGUUAACUGGAAGGCAAACUCCUCCAAGCCAUGUUCCUGAGAUGAUAAACGGAAAGCAUGUAACUGAGCUGAUGGAUCCGAGUCUGAAGGGAAAGUAUUCUAAAGAAGAAGCUGCCACAGUUUUGAAACUCGCCGCUGAAUGUUUGCAGUGCGAAGCUAGAAAGAGUCUCAUCACAAAAGAGCUUGUUGCAACACUUAAAAGCCUUGCAAUCUAA
This is a messenger RNA of Capsella rubella, 861 nucleotides long. RefSeq names its product probable inactive receptor-like kinase SSP. Gene Ontology annotation, molecular function: ATP binding; protein kinase activity. Gene Ontology annotation, biological process: protein phosphorylation; brassinosteroid mediated signaling pathway. The transcript is spliced from 6 exons. The record is from RefSeq and is a predicted model, not a curated record. NCBI's taxonomy places the organism in Eukaryota, Viridiplantae, Streptophyta, Magnoliopsida, Brassicales, Brassicaceae. Bases 1 to 861 code for a protein of 286 amino acids.